AUGGAACCGUUGACCGUGGAAAAAUGGGGAUGGUGGAUCAAACAGAUUCUAACGCCAAUUGUGGUAGUGAUAGGUCUAACUGGAAACUGCUUAUCUUUCAUUGUGAUGAAGACUAAAUCUUGGCGACAUAAAUCAUACAGUCAUUAUUUAUGUGCAUUAGCAUUUUUUGAUUCUUUAACGUUGAUAAAUCGAGAGGUCAAACUGAUUGAUGGAAUGAAGAUUUAUGCCAACGAACAAAGUUUGUUUUCCAAUUUCGGAGACGUGGCCUGCUCAAUGUAUAAUUUUUAUGUUCACCUGUGUUACCUUAUGUCGUCUUGGUUAAUUGUGGCGAUGGCAAUGGAGCGAUUCGUAGCAGUUUAUUUUCCCCUUAAGAAAGCAUAUUUUUGUACACAAACAGGAGCUGCCAUAGUGAUCUGCACAUUAACAAUG
Messenger RNA from Lottia gigantea (owl limpet), 429 nucleotides. RefSeq lists its product as hypothetical. Lineage: Eukaryota; Metazoa; Mollusca; Gastropoda; Lottiidae. Gene Ontology annotation, biological process: G protein-coupled receptor signaling pathway. The record is from RefSeq and is a predicted model, not a curated record. Gene Ontology annotation, molecular function: G protein-coupled receptor activity. The annotation marks the transcript as partial. The transcript has a single exon. Gene Ontology annotation, cellular component: plasma membrane.